Heterostelium album PN500 is the source of this 1053-nucleotide messenger RNA. RefSeq lists its product as uncharacterized. The transcript has 3 exons. Bases 1 to 1053 code for a protein of 350 amino acids. Gene Ontology annotation, molecular function: protein binding. The record is from RefSeq and is a predicted model, not a curated record. NCBI's taxonomy places the organism in Eukaryota, Evosea, Eumycetozoa, Acytosteliales, Acytosteliaceae.
AUGAAACAUUUAUUUAAUAUAGAUAAUGGUGAUGAUGAUGAUGGAUCACCUGUACAGAUUUUAGCAUUGACAGAGAGUGGUUGUAAUAUUACAUACUUUAAUGUGUCCACAGGCCAAUUCGAAUCGUUCUUUAGUAUUGCAGAACUUGUAGAUAGAGAUUAUCAACAGAUAUUCAUUAUGAAUUCAAACACUGCAUUACUAUUAGGUAAUCAAAUGAAUAGUAAUAAUCAAUUGGUUUUUGGUAUUGAUAUAUUAAAUAUGAAAUCACAAGAAUUACAAUCAUCAUAUGUAUAUGGAAUUGGUGAUUCCUUAAAGUAUAUAUGGACAACAGCAUAUAUGAAUGUCGAUAGUUCAACAUCCUACUAUUAUGUUAUAGAUACCUCGUUGACUAUCAGUGCACUGAAUACAUUGACUGGUGAUACCAACAGCACAGUGAUGCAACCUACCAAACUACCGGCUGUAAAUCAACCUGCAGGAUCAUCAGAGUUUGUCAUCUACCUUCCAGAGAUCGAUAUUAUCUAUAUCAUUGCUUCGUACGAUCCCGAACAAUCAUCGGGUCAAUCGAUAGAUCUCUACAGUCAAGUGGUGGUGAGCGGCGAUGUCAAUUAUAGAGGAGAGCAUGUUGGCAAAGCUCUGACAUGCAGUAAAUAUCAAGGAUGUACUUAUCUAUUUACGAUGGAUUUCAAAGGUAAUACCAUUGGCAAACCUCUUACGAUGAUUGACAACUGGAUCGAUAAAAUCGGUUAUCCUACAUUCGUAACCUAUCUGAAUGGCAGUGGUGAUUUAUUAUUCACAGGAUUCGACGGUACCAGUUCAUAUCUAUUCUCACUGAAUCCAACCAAUGGCGACACCCAAAUAGUAGUUAGAUUCCCGACAAUGGAGUUCCCCACCAGCUCUGCGAUUCUCAAUGAUAUUAUCUAUGUGCUUGGUGGAUCGAUGUCUGGUGUCAAUCAAUCAACAUUCGUUCAAUACAACUUAUCUACCAAUCAAAUAUUAUCGACCACCAGCAACAUAAAAGGAAAUCCAGGUCAACUUUGUGUAUUCAAACUUUAA